AUGUGAUGCGCUCGGCCGAGUCACAUGAUUGUGCUGCUGGUGGUGUUGAGUGAUGUGAUCGUUGUCACACACACCUACGGACAGGUGAACCAUGGCGCGGGUUGUGUUCUUCCUCCUGGUGGCAUUCCUGAGCCGAGUGGGCGCUAUCCCCCCUCACGAGGAGGUAGCGCGAAUGGCGCGGUACGUGGUUAAUAGCUGUGACUGGGCGGCGAUGGCUACCAUCUCCACACAUAAGCCGGUUGUCGGACGGGCUUUCGCCAACGUCUUCUCGAUCAGUGACGGUCUGCAAGGGAACGGAAGUGGGGUGCCGUACCUCUAUCUGACCCCAAUGGAAAUCUCAGUACAGGAUAUCGAGAUGCAUCCAGAAGUCUCCCUGACCAUGACCUUGGCAGAGACUGACUACUGUAGAAAACACAAAUAUGAUGCUCAAAGUCCACUUUGUUGUCGUGUGAUCCUCUGUGGAACAAUUGUGACGGUGAAUGGGACGGAAAUUGAAAUUGCCAAGGAGGCUCUCUUCAAGCGUCAUCCAGAAAUGUCCAGCUGGCCAUCCAGUCACGAAUGGUACUUCGCCAAGCUGAGUAUCACCAACAUUUGGGUCCUGGAUUAUUUUGGUGGAAUAAAAACUGUAACACCAGAGGAGUACUACAAUGCCAAACCAGAAUUUGAAAGGAAUUUGACUGACGGAUGGAAAUCGUGAAUGGUGUAAUUCAGAACAAAGUGCUGACUAUUACCAAGAUGCGCCUUCACUUAAUAUUACUGUAUAGGAAAAGGAUGUGCUGGGAGACUACUUCAAAUCAAUUUAAAAGAAAAAGAAUGAGAUUUUGAAUUGAAUAUUUUAGAAAAAAAUGCUGCAAUGAAUAAUCUUGAAGUUUUGAAUCUUGCAAUUGAUUAGCAUCCUUGACUUGGAAAUGUGGUGAAGAAUUUUGAGAUUAUUUUCAUCCCUUUUUAGUUAAUAUAAUGUAAAUGGAAUAUACUAAAAUAUUGAGUUGGAAUAAAGUUAUUUCCAGCCAGUAGUUUGAAAAGUAAAAAUCUAGUUGAUAGAAACCUAAAACAAAAGGAUAGGAGAGCUCAACUUCUAUGCAAAUAGUUCAUUUCAGGUUAAUUACAUUACAAAUAAUCAGUCAUAAGCAUUGAUUCUUAUUUCAGUUUGACACAGAUAUCUAAUCUGUUGAUCUGUUACAGCAUUUUGCUUUGAUUGCUCAUUAUCUGAUUUUCCUAUCAAUUGCCUUGCAUAAAGAUAAUUAAGGUUUCUGACUUAAACAUGUUCUUAAAUUAGAACAAAUUCUUUGGUUGUAAAAAUGAAAACAAGAUCUAUAUUAAUAUUGCAUGAAAAUUUGUAUUUGUAAAAUAUCAAAGUGCCUAUUUUUGAUUAAGUAAAUGUUUGAAUCUACAAGCCUAUAGUUGUUUGCGUGUUGCUGUCCUUUCCAACCCCUCCCCAGUCCCUAUAAUCAAUUUGACUCUCUCCAGCAGCUUGUCAUGUUGAAAUGGCUAACAGUUUGGAAUAUGAGUUUAUACCCUGCAUUUUGCAAGAGGUGCACAUUAUUUGGUGGGGGUGGGGAUUGUCUAUUGUGAUUUUUUCCCCCCCUGUAAGAUUAAGCUGUCAAGGAGUGGUAAUUGGGAAGAUAAUGAUUCAUUUGUGUUGUUUUUGCACAAAUUCUGUGUGAAUUUUAUUCUGCAUCUCAAAUUUUUGGGUAAUGAUUUGGGUUACAGAAUUUUGAGGGUGAAUUUCUGUAACCCAAAUGCUUGCAACAUGCAUGAUCUGUAAUGGAAAACUUUGACCUAAGUUUGGAACUGAUUCCUAGAUGUAUGUUAUGUAUCUGUUUUCCUUCAUUUUGGCAUCCUGCCUUUACAUUCAAGGAGAUGUGUUGUUUUUCAUAUUUUCAAA
Molecule: messenger RNA, 1885 nt
Organism: Mobula hypostoma (lesser devil ray)
Lineage: Eukaryota; Metazoa; Chordata; Chondrichthyes; Myliobatiformes; Myliobatidae
Gene: creg1
Product: cellular repressor of E1A-stimulated genes 1
Exons: 4
Coding region: 92-697 (201 amino acids)
Source: RefSeq, a predicted model, not a curated record